GACCGUGCCACUGGCCCCUCUGGAUAGGCAUCAGACAGCCCUUACCAUCGCCAACACCACGGUGCUCUUGGACCAGUAAAACAAACUACCACUGAGCCCAGUUUGACAUAGUCACUAUCUCCGAAACUGAACAAGAAACCGGUGAAGGCCGAAUUGUUAAAAACGGGUUACUCAAAGCGAAAAUUAUGUACAGAGUUAUUUCACGAAUUGUUACUAAAGUGUUCCACGUAAAGGAAUAAUACGUGCGACAAGUUGCUGUGAGUGCGUGUGUAUAUGUCAUACCUGUGAAGGAAAUUACUGAUACUUAAGAGGAUAUUAUACAUUGCAAAAUCUUAUCACGUGCUUGAAAGAAUUUAUAAAGAGGAGCUUAGAAAUUCGUAUGCGCACCUGCUAAAACUAAGAAUCAUUCAUCGUUUUACGACGGACUGGCCGAAGUCCGAACUCUUUGACUUGGUCGAUGUGUUGCCAUCCAUCAACUACUGCGACCACAAAUUUUGAACAGACGAAAAUGGAGCGGUCAACUUAGAAACGAUACCCAACAUUGCAUAAGGACGCUGGAGCGGCCCUCGAGAAAAACGCUCUAUAAUUAUGGUGCCCAUCUCAGCUGUGGUGGCUUUAGUCCUGUUUUUGGCCUUCGUUCAAUUAGCUGAUACAUACCCUUCAGGCGCUCCACCUAACACUUGCCUGACGCUUCUUCCGCACCACAGUGGAGAUCCUCAAUCCAAACCUUCACCUUACCGCAUUGAAGUAAACUCCAGGGGCAAUGAAGUUCAAAUCGACCUUGUAGGAAACGAGUCUUUUCGCGGUUUUCUCCUUAAUGCUCGUCUCGCUUCGGAUCAUCAAACAGUCGUUCCUGGCACUUUUUCGUCGUCACUAGAUCCUAACGCUAAAACUCUAGAUUGUCUCGGAGAGCGCGCUUCUGGACUUACGCACGCGGACUCUAAUGACAAGAGUGCCGUUCGUGCAGUGUGGACGCCUCCUGCAGGAUUCAGUGGCCGUGUCAUCUUUAUGGGUACGGUGGUGAAAACGUUUGACCAGUUCUGGUCAGACCUUAGGUCGUCUGAGGUUGCCGCGCAUGGAAGUGGAGCACCUCGACAGAGACCGCGAAUUCCAGACAGUGUAUACGACAAGUGCGGGCGAAGUGAGGGGUGCUUUGGUUUGCCUGUCAACUGCAUUGCUCAAAGAAAGUGUGAUGUUGUGCUUGGGUAUACGGAAGAACCCAGCUAUGGGUACUUUUUUCAAAUGAUAUCGCUCGCUGGCACGAAUAAGUACGUCGCUGCCGGACUUUCGUUUGACAAUUUGAUGGGAGAUGAUGCCGUUGUCGAGUGCAUUGACGUCAAUGGAAGUCUUGACAUUAGGGAAUCAUUGAACAAAAUCGUGGGCAAAAGGAAGGUCAAUGAGGUACAGCCGUUAUCGAACAUCCAGAAGAUCGCCCAAAGCUUGACUAAUGGUGUGCACAUAUGCCAGUGGAGAAGACCAUAUGUCAGCACAGUAAUGUCGCGCACGUAUGAUCUCAGAGAUCGCUUUUACGUGCUUCUUGCUGUUGGUAGCGUGCGAGACGACGGCGAAAAACGUCACCACGAUUCGGCAAUUGCCUCCUCAUCUGCCGUAGACUUUAGUGCGAUUCGAGUGGAGCGAGGUGAUAACGCACAUGUAUGGGUACAGGGCCACGCUACCCUCAUGAUCGUCGCGUGGCUGUUCACUGCGUCGUUGGGCAUGAUGCUUGCCAGACAUUACAAGAACGUUUGGGAAAACAAGAUGCCUUGUGGCGUUAAGAUGUGGUUUGCUUGCCAUCGUGUGUUCAUGGUGUUGACCUUGCUGCUGUCGUUGGCCGGAGUAGCGGUCAUGUUCUAUCGAUUCGGAAUCUUUACUCCAGAGACCGGAUGGCAUCCCAUCUUCGGACUCAUCUGCGUCGCUUUAUGCAUAUGUCAACCAAUCAUGGCGUUGUUUCGCUGCCAUCCUGGCACCAAACGUCGUCCACUCUUUAACUGGGUGCACUGGUUUGUUGGAAAUACGGCGCAGAUAACAGGAGUGGUGGCCAUUUUCCUGGUAGUGGACCUCCCCAAGGCCGAGCUUCAGAACGUGCACUGGUUCAUCUGGCUUAUAGUCGCUUUCGUCGUCUUCCACGUCCUUGUCCAUUUAAUCUUACAGAUACAUGGAUUCUCCGUUGACAAACGAGUAUCUACGGUGCCGGAUAUCCAGCUGCAGACUAUAGGCUUUAACAACACAACUGUGAUGUCAUCACCUGCAGCAUUGGUCGAAACCAAGAACUCCCCGGGCAGCGACUUCCAACGAUUCGUGCUUGGUAUCUACAUCAUCGGAUUACUUUUCAUUGCCGGCGCUAUGGUUGUCGUUAUAUGGCUAACAGGCUCCGAUCUUUUGUAAUUAUAUUAUAGCGAGGAUUACUCCCUCGUCAAUGUAUCUAACGCCCCCGCGACAGGACCUAAAUGCAACUUUUGUACUCCAACGAUGUGCCGCGCCAUUUUCAAACCACAAAUCAAAUAUGAUAUGAUAAUAUUAAUAAAUCCGUUGUGGUGCUCGAGACGCUUAGUCUGUAACUUAAAUGUUGUCCCAGAUUUUGUUACGAACUUGCCUCGCCCUGGUUCACCUUCCUCUCGUUAAACACUUUUAGUUCAAUUUAUUCAAGUAAUUAUUUCGUAUGAGCUAUGCAUACUCUCACGCAACCCUGUGAUUAGACAUACGUCUCCAAUCGAACGCUCUAAGAGUACAGAACAACUUCCAUAAUGAAAUAUGACUAAAUAAUAACAAAUAUAUAAUUCGAGAAUAACAUUAGUGCGGCCAAAAUCCUGGUCAGCGUUAGUAGCUUAUCUAAAUCCGACUAGAAUAUGCUCAAAAUGAAUUGUCUAACGGAUCUGCUUUAGCAUCAUAUUUUUUGUUAAUGAUAUUUAUUAGGACGAUUACUUGUUAAUUUCCAAAAAAUAAACAAACAGACAAAAAUUACAGCCUUCAUCGCUACAUACCACACAUUUAAGUUAGCUACUCUUCGGUCGAACUGAAACCACCUAACCUACUACGAACACAUUAAGGAUUGCUCUAUGUUAAUAAAAAAAAUCGUCUCGACUCUAGCUAGCUCAAGUAUGUAAUAAAUAUGCAAUUAGGUGACGUUAUCUUUCUUGUUGUCUCAUAUGCGUUGUAUAGUCCCAAACAGAAUAAUAUUACUAACAAAAAAAAACUAACAGCGUCGAGUAUUUUCACAGAGUUUUUGCAUAUGUCGCUGUUAUAGUUUAAUAACGUUAUAUUUCGUGACAACGAUUGUAUAGUUUUCCGUUACAAAAAUCAAAAUAUAAUUCCGUUACAAAAAAUAAAAUCAACACCGCAGUGAAUUUAUUUCGGGUCGAUUAUCCGGACAUUUGUUUCAGAGAAACAGAAAUGUACUCAAACUUUACAGACAAGAGAUCAACACAAAUA
This is a messenger RNA of Varroa destructor (honeybee mite), 3429 nucleotides long. RefSeq names its product ferric reductase 1. Lineage: Eukaryota; Metazoa; Arthropoda; Arachnida; Mesostigmata; Varroidae. The record is from RefSeq and is a predicted model, not a curated record. Gene Ontology annotation, cellular component: membrane.